CGGACGAACCACGGUCCCAACCUCCGCCGCCGACCCCGUUGCCGCGGUUACCGUUUGUUGUCGUCGACCAGACCGUGAACCGCGCUCAAAAUUAUUAUUUUAUGCCAACGUGAAAAUUCGUAUUUAGUUCUUCAAGUGUUGUUUUAUGAUGGCAAAAAAUAAAAUAUCCAAAGUAUCUGGGUAAAAAAAUAAACAUGUUUUGACAGCUGUCGUGGUUAUGGGCAACGUAUUGCGGUUUAAAUGUAUAGACUGUGCGAACGCAGACCAACGGCAACACAGAAAAAUUACUGUGCUCCUGGUUGGUUUGGACAAAGCUGGAAAGACUUGUACCGUUAAAAGUAUUAUGAAAGAAAAGCAAAAAAAUAUUCUUCCUACUGUUGGGUUUUCGUCUUCCAAGUUUAAUUAUCAUGACAACGCUAUAACUAUUUACGAUUUAGGUGGUCACAAACAGAUCAGAGAUAUAUGGAAGCAGUACUUUGCUGAUGUACACGGUGUAAUAUUUGUGGUGGAUUCGGCGGAUCUUAGCCGGUUGGAUGAAUGCAAAGAAGUUUUUCAUAAUUUACUUGAGCAUGAAAAUAUUGCUGGAAAACCAGUUCUAUUAUUUGCUAAUAAGCAGGACAAACCAGGGGCUCUAGAUGAGUUGGAUAUAGUAGAUCGACUAAAUGUAGAAACUGUAGUGAAUACAAAUAAGUGUCCAACACUUGUAGAAACAUGUACUGCUAUCCAUAUGGCACCUAUUAAUUAUUGUAGUUCUGCUUUUAUUGAUCCAAGCAUUGAAAGCGGAUUUAGUUGGCUGAUAUUACAUAUUAUAAGGCUAUAUGAUACGCUCAACCGCCGUGUCAUGGAAGAUAUGGCACAAUAUAAAGCUCAAGUGGAUAAAAAGAUCGAAGAGUGGAAAAAAAACCAACACAAUUCAAAUGACUCAUAUUUAUUAUCUUUUAAUGCACCACACCGGAGGUCUACCAAACGCAAUCCGUUCAGGAGAAUUAAUAAAGUCAUAGAUAGUUUUGAUUCAAAAACAUCAAACCUAACAACUGAAAUGGGGAGUACAUCAUAUAUUAUACCACUCAGAAGUGAAUCUGAUGAGGAGUACGAACCACCUGAUCUUCAACCACAAUCUGAGCCAACUGCAUUCCGAAAUAAAGUCGCCCCGACAUUACCGACAAAAAUACAAACAGAAUCAAUGCCAUCGGUCAAAUCGCGAUCACCACUUUUCCGGGCCAAAUCUAAAGAGUAUGAUAAGAAUUUAAACGAAAACGUAACAACCACCACUACCGCUAUUAGCUCUACUGAAAUGUUUAUUCAAAACGAAUCUGGCACAGCAAAAAUGAAGCGAUCUAUUUUUAGCAAUAAGUCAAAUUCAGCUGGUGCUAGUAGUAGUAAUACUACUCGUUCAUCAAAACCCAAUCGGUCGUCUAGUGCUAAGUCAUUGAAGAAAAAUGAAUCAUCUAACAAACAAGAUGAUAAUCAUAGAUCAGAAAAGUUGUAUCCAAAUGACGAAGAAGAUGUGGUUGUGCAGCAAUCGGAUGUAUCAAACGUUAGUCCAGAAAUAAUAAGCCAUAUGUGAAACGACUGAUGGUUAUAAAACAAUUUACUCAACUAUUAUUGUUUUAUUAAAUAAAAUUAAG
Molecule: messenger RNA, 1628 nt
Organism: Melanaphis sacchari
Lineage: Eukaryota; Metazoa; Arthropoda; Insecta; Hemiptera; Aphididae
Product: ADP-ribosylation factor-like protein 13B
Exons: 8
Coding region: 218-1567 (449 amino acids)
Biological process (GO): non-motile cilium assembly; receptor localization to non-motile cilium
Cellular component (GO): ciliary membrane; non-motile cilium
Molecular function (GO): GTPase activity; GTP binding
Source: RefSeq, a predicted model, not a curated record